GCAGACAGAGCAGCGGUUCGGGGAUGGAGCCGGAGCCGGAGCGACGCUCGAGGCAGAGCGCGGGUGAAUUGCGCGAGCAAUAAAGACGUUGAAGCAACCGGCGGCCGUUGGGGCGAUGCGGGCGGCUCUGGGGCUGGCGGUGCUGCUUGCGGUGCUGCGGGGAGGAGCGGCCCAGGGGCGGCCCCGCGCCCGAACCGUCACCAUCCCCAUCGCGGGCCGACCCCACACCGUGCGGCUGCGGCAGCAAGUGUUUCUGCCUGAGAAGCUCCGGAUUUACACCGACGGCAGCGGCGGGGACACGCAGUACGAACUCGCGCGUCUGGAGCGCGACUGCUUCUACGUGGGCUACGUGGAGGGUUUCCCAGAGUCACUCGUGGCACUCAGCACCUGCUCCGGGCUCAGUGGGGUCCUGAAGUUCGCCAACGCCAGCUAUGGGAUCAGGCCGCUGGAGGCUGCGGCUGGGUAUCAGCACCUCGUUUAUCAGAUGGAAGGGGAGAACGUGGACACGCAGCUGCUGGAAGGAAGCAGCUCCUUGGCCUGGGCUGCAGAGGUGUCCCUGCAGCCGUGGGAUGGAGCAGUGAUGGAAGCUGUUCCCAGGUCCCGUUGGCAUCUGGAGAUGCACGUCAUCCUGGACAAAGCUCUGUACGACCACCUGGGAGCAGACAAACACGUGGUGACCACGAAGAUGGUGCAGCUUUUCAGCUACGUGAACAGCAUCUUCACUCGCCUCAACCUGACCGUAGUGCUGAGUUCUCUGGAGCUCUGGACAGAAAUGAACAAGAUCCCGACCACAGGAGGUCCAGAAGAAUUACUACAGAGAUUUCUGCAGUGGAAAAACACACAUCGUACACGGCAGCCGAAGGACGUAACAUUCCUGUUUGUCUACAGGGAUCAGUCCCAUCCCAUAGGAGCAUCCUCUGCAAGGAAGCUGUGUCCCAAGGACCAUGCUGGAGCAGUGGCUUUGUACCCACAUGGCACAACGCUGGAGGUGUUCUCGUUGGCUGUGGCUCAGCUGCUGGGACUCAGCCUGGGGAUGGACUAUGAUGACCCUGGGAGCUGUGGCUGUGCAGGAGCCACCUGCAUCAUGCAGAGCAAUGCAGUGCACUCAGCUGGCACCAAAGCCUUCAGCAACUGCAGCAUAAGAGACUUUGAGCGUUUUCUCACCUCUGGAGAAGGGCACUGCUUCCUGAACAGGCCGUCUGCGGAUGUGUCCUACAAAAGUCCUGUGUGUGGCAACAAACUGGUGGAGAUGGGAGAGGCCUGUGACUGUGGGUUACCAGAGGAGUGCCGGGAUGAUCCGUGCUGCACUGAGGGCUGCAAAUUAAGAACGGGUGUGCAGUGCCUGUCAGGACCAUGCUGCUACAGGUGCAGGUUUAGGAAAAAAGGCACCUUGUGCAGAUCUCGCUCUAAUAAUGAAUGCGAGCUGGAGGAAUAUUGCAAUGGCACCUCUGGGGAGUGUACACCCAACCUGUGGGUCAUGGACGGGCAUCCCUGCAAGCAGAACACUGCCUACUGCUAUAAGGGGAAGUGCCUGUCUCCUGACAUUCAGUGCCAGGAGAUCUUUGGCAAAGAUGCCAAAAACGCACCCUGGGCUUGCUAUGAGGAAGUCAAUGGCCAAAGGGACAGAAUGGGGCACUGUGGCUCUGAUAAGAGUGGUUACCACAGCUGUGCCUGGAGUGAUCUCCGCUGUGGGAAGCUGGUCUGUGAGUACCCAGGCACUGUGCCCUUCACCAAGGAGAGGGCUGCGGUGGUUUACGUGCGGGUGAAGAACGUGGUGUGUGUCACACUGGACUACAUGCAGCCUCUCACGGAGAAGGACCCCAUGCUGGUGAGGGAUGGCAGCGCUUGUGAUGACCAUAAGGUCUGCUUGAAACAGAAGUGUGUGCCUGCUUCGGUCUUGAACUACAGUUGUGACGUAAUGGAAAAAUGCCACAAUCACGGUGUGUGUAACAACAGAGGGAGCUGCCAUUGUGACCUUGGCUGGAAGGCCCCGUUUUGCCAGGAGAAAGUAGAGGGAGAGAGUGGUGCCAUCUGGAAGAAGAGCUCACUGAAGACAUCGGAGAUUCUCAUCUGGUGUCUCAGUGUGCCCCUCUACAUUGGGUUCGUCUUCGUGGUAAUAAACAUAAACGAGCUGAGGCAGUGUCUGUCCAGAGAGAAGCCACAAGAAGAGGAGUCUGAGGAAAGCACUGAUGAGGAAAAGAUCUCUGAUGAGGAAAAGAUCACAGAUGAGGAAAAGAUCGCUGAUGAGGAAAAGAUCACAGUGGAUGCAUAGCAGCAGAGCUGGAAAGGCCUUUAAAGGAUAUUGCCAAAUUCAUGGGUGUUUGCAGCAGCAUGGAGCCCUGGUCUGGAGGCUGGAGGGACAUUGAAAGGCUAUGUCCUUUGUAUUGUGUCCUUGUUUGUGUUGUUCAAUAAAAGGUAUUUCUGGUGCCUGA
This is a messenger RNA of Coturnix japonica (Japanese quail), 2432 nucleotides long. RefSeq names its product disintegrin and metalloproteinase domain-containing protein 32-like. Gene Ontology annotation, biological process: proteolysis; male gonad development; cell adhesion. Gene Ontology annotation, molecular function: metalloendopeptidase activity. Gene Ontology annotation, cellular component: plasma membrane. The record is from RefSeq and is a predicted model, not a curated record. NCBI's taxonomy places the organism in Eukaryota, Metazoa, Chordata, Aves, Galliformes, Phasianidae.